GGCCGGUUAUUUGCUCGAAUGGGGAUAAAAUGAAAGCCUUUGUUCUUCACUUUAAAUCUCAUAUUCAUAUACCCAACACAACACCCUCACUUCCAAACUAUCUUCUUCUCUUCUAACCUUUACCAAUUCCCAUUUUCUUGGACUGUUUCACUUUUUGUCCUAAGUCUUUCUUACCAAACAACUAUCAACCCUAGCUGUAACUGAUCUGUUUAGAGCUGAAUCUUUCUUCAAAGUAGCUGUGAGGAGUUGCAGAUCUGUGGUGUGGCUUUGGAUUCUAAGUUGUACUGCAAAGAUCUAUUUUCACUUCAAUCAGUGAGGGGAAACAAAAAAGAGAGAGAAAGAAGGGAAUUACAAAAAUCAAGAUACAGUUUUUAUUUGUUAUAUUUUCUGUCCGAGAAUUCGACACCUGUAACAACAACCAACAGUGUUCAAAGUGAGGCAAAUUUUUUAAGAAUAGAGUUGUUAUUCUUUGUUGGUAAUUUCAGAAACAGCUUAUUUAUUAGUGGGGGGUUUGUCAUUUACUAGUCCUUUUAUUAAGUUAAACAGUGGUGGUGGUGGUGUCUGCUAUUGUUAGGGUCAGCUGCAAAAAAGCCUUAAAUAUAAAAAGGAAGAGUAAAAGAGAGAAGAAAGAAAGAAGGAAUAAGGGAUGGCUCCAGAUCGGCACCAAUCGUACCACAAUUAUUGCUUUUCUUUUGCUUAAUUGUGAAGCAGCAAAGAGGGUCUCUCACAUUCAAGGUAUAUAGCAGCUAUAUACAUUGCAAGGAGCUUUCUAUUUCAACUUUUGUUAAAGGUUGAUCGUCUUUAAAAGACUUUACUCCAUGAUUACAAUAGAACAACAAAGUAGCAGAAGUCAGAUCUCUCUCAGCUCAAGGUCUCAGAGCUUCAGGUUUUGUGCAGCAAUGGCCAAUAAGCUGUGGCUGCCAUUUUUCAGGCUUUGCUUUUGAAAGCACUACAGCUGCAAAAAGCUUAAACGAGAGAGAGAGAGAGAGAGGCAGGGUAGUCUCCUGACUUGGACGUGAUAUAUCAAAGCGUAAAAAAAGGCCUUUUAUCACUGCGUAACCAAAGUACUCUCUGUAUAAUCGUUAUCAAUGCAUAGGACAUCUCAACCCCACCUUCACUUCUUCCCUCAUACCACCACCAUCACCAUCACCAUCACCAUCGUCUCCUUCUCUUACUCUUUCUAAUAUUACUCCAAAACUCAAGAUUUUCUCUCUUUUUCUUUCCAAGUAAAAUAAACAACCAAAUAAAAAGAAGAAAAGGUAAGGGGGGUUAUUGUUUGGGAGUGGAGGUUUUGAGUUCUUGGUUUGUGAGAAAGGAAUGAAAGUGGUAUGGAGGUGGAUGAGACUCAGACACAAGCCUGUAAGUUCUCAAGAGUUGGUAAUGGAGGAAAUGACUCAAGCAAGAUAGAUCAGAAAGGUAGUGACAGCUACCCUAAUGAUGAAGAAGAUGGAGAGCUCAACAAAAGGGCUGGUGCAAAUGGUGGAGGAGGAGGGGGGAUCGGUGCUGUUGGAGCCCACUCUGCUGGUACUAAUCGGCUUCGAGGUUGGCACCAUUCUUCGAGAAUUAUUAGGGUUUCUCGAGCCUCCGGUGGCAAAGAUCGGCACAGCAAGGUUUGGACUUCAAAAGGGUUAAGAGACAGGAGGGUAAGGUUAUCUGUUACAACAGCUAUACAAUUUUAUGAUCUGCAAGAUCGGUUGGGCUAUGAUCAGCCUAGUAAAGCUGUAGAGUGGUUAAUUAAAGCAGCUGCUGAUGCAAUUGCGGAGCUUCCUUCACUUAACAGUCCAUUUCCUGAUACACCAAAGCAAUUGAGUGACGAGAAAAGAGCAAGUGAGGGGACUGAACAAGGGCUUGACUCAGCAGAAGUGGGGUUAGAUGGUGAUCCAAGCAAUUAUCAACAAAACCAAAGUCAACACCUUUCUUUGUCCAAAUCAGCUUGCAGCAGCACGUCUGACACUAGCAAGAACUCGGGUUUAUCCCUUUCGAGGUCUGAGAUCCGUGUGAACCGUGUAAAGGCCCGGGAACGAGCAAGGGAAAGAGCAGCAAAAGAAAAGGAGAAGGAGCAAGAGUCUGGCACUGCACACCAUCAAAAUAUGAACCGCAUUUCUCAAAACUCCUCUUUUACUGAGUUACUUACCGGUGGUAUUGGCAGUGUUAGCAACGAUAAUACUAGUCCUACAGCUUCAGCUCAUCAAAACUCCAAUGGGGAUCAUGAUUUUUUCCAUAAGGCUAAUACUGCUAGGCAGUGGCCUGUGACUCAGAUGGAUUACUUUACCAUGGGGCUCCUUGGACCUCCUCCUUCUUCAAGGAGUAUUCAUUCUUCAGGAUUUCCAGGACAAAUCCAACUAGGAAACUCUUUGCCGCAAACAAUAUCAAUAACACCAUUCAAUGUUUCAGGUGAAAAUCAUCAGGAAUUGCAGCAUUUUUCGUUUGUUCCAACUCCUGACCAUCUGAUCCCGGUGGCAACAACACAACCGGGGCCUGGGAGUGACUACAACCUUAACUUCACAAUCUCUUCCGGCCUAGCUGGUUUCAAUCGGGGGACCCUUCAGUCCAAUUCUCCGUCUUUUUUGCCUCAUCACCUCCAGAGGUUUUCUUCUAUAGACGGAUCAUCACCCUUCUACAUUGGUACACCACCAGUGGAAAAUCAUCACCACCAUCAGUUCCCAGCUGGAUUAGAUGGCCGCUUGCAGCUCUGCUAUGGGGAUGGAAGCAGGAGCUCAGACCAGAAAGGAAAAGGAAAGAACUAAUCAGUUUCCUGCAAACAUUUACUCUUGGCCGCAUCUUUUCUCUGGAAAUUAAGCAGAAGAUUGAGGAAACUGCAGUGCCAAGCAGUGAGUGAAUGCAUUUCUUCCCCUGCACUUUGUGAUACCUUUAUUAUUUUGCUCCUGAAAAUUGUUAGUAUUUCUGGUUUAUCCUUUUCAAGUGUUUCCGCUGGCAUCGACGAAUUGGGAUAUCAUUUAUCUAUGCGUGCAAAAAGCAUUGUGUGUUUCCAACAAGAAUAACAAAAACAAUUCGAUUGAAGUUUUUAUUAUUAUUUUUUUUCCAUAUCUUACAUUUAUUCUGAAAAUUGUCUAUAUAUUUACUGUCAAUUUGUUGAGAAAUGUGGCCUUGUCCAUGAGUCUGCGUUAUAAAGCCGCAAGCCCUCCUUUCUCGCUCAUUUAAAACAUCGAACCUCAUUUUCUUGUGGCAGCUCCCAUGUGCA
Messenger RNA from Durio zibethinus, 3202 nucleotides. Its product is annotated as transcription factor TCP2-like. Gene Ontology annotation, biological process: regulation of secondary shoot formation. Gene Ontology annotation, molecular function: DNA-binding transcription factor activity; sequence-specific DNA binding. The record is from RefSeq and is a predicted model, not a curated record. Gene Ontology annotation, cellular component: nucleus. Lineage: Eukaryota; Viridiplantae; Streptophyta; Magnoliopsida; Malvales; Malvaceae.